Messenger RNA from Symphalangus syndactylus (siamang), 9097 nucleotides. It is a transcript of the gene TNRC6C, whose product is annotated as trinucleotide repeat containing adaptor 6C. Lineage: Eukaryota; Metazoa; Chordata; Mammalia; Primates; Hylobatidae. Gene Ontology annotation, cellular component: nucleoplasm; P-body. Gene Ontology annotation, molecular function: protein binding; RNA binding. Gene Ontology annotation, biological process: miRNA-mediated post-transcriptional gene silencing; positive regulation of nuclear-transcribed mRNA poly(A) tail shortening. The record is from RefSeq and is a predicted model, not a curated record.
GGCUGAAGUGGGGGGAGGGGGGUUCUUGUCAGUUAGAGCAACAAGAUGGCCGCGGUGGCAGCUCCGCACCUCAGCGCGACGGCCCCGGGAGCCGCAGCCGCCGCCGCCGCCGGCCCCGCCGCCGCGCAGCCUUGAGCGCCGCCCGGGCCGCCCCAACAGGGCAGUCCCAGCGCCCGCCGCGCUCCCGCCACCGUCACCGUCGCAGUCGCCGCGGGCCCGCCCGAGCCGCAGGCGGAGGGAGCGGAGCGGCCCCGCGCCCAGCCGUCCGCAGCUGCCACCACCGCCGCCGCCGCCUAGGACCCGGGCCGCGCCGGAGCCGCGUCCCGCCGGGCGUGAGGAGGAGGACGCGUCGCGGCGUUGCCAGGGCCGGACCUGGACCUGCCGGGACGCGCCACCGCCCACUCGCCCGCGCCGCCGCCGCAGCCGCCCGCGCCGGGACCCGAGUCCGCGGCGCCGGCGCUGAGCGGGCCCCCGCCGCCCGCGCACUCCCGAGGCCCCUGGGCGGUUGUUCGUGUCGCCGUCGCCGCCAGGCCCGCGCCACCGGAGCCCCGCGGAGCCGCAGCCGCCGCCGGGGACGGAGCCCAGGGAGAAAGAGCAAGAAACACAAGAAGAGGAACGUUUGAUGGAAGAAAAGAAAAAGAAAAAGCAGGAAGAAAAGAAAAAGAAGGAAGGUGCUCAGAAAAAGGCUGCUGAUCAAAAAACCAAAGUGCCAGAACCUACUAAGACCUGUUCAAGCCAGCCCCAACCUGCCGGUACCAGUACCAGUACUUCCACCAGCACUAUCUCAAGCAGCAACAAUGGCAAACGUGCAUCUGCCAGUGGCCAGCAGCCAGCUGCAUCCCGUUACCUGCCUCGUGAGGUGCCUCCACGCUUCCGCCAGCAAGAACAGAAGCAGCUAUUAAAGAGAGGCCAGCCAUUGCCUACGGGGACUCUAACCAGUGUAAGCCCAACCCAGGGUGCUGGGCCUGCAGGGGUAAGCCCACCUCCCCUACCUGGAGCCGGAACACAGCAUCAUCCCAGUAAGCUCCAACCAGAUCUCAGUCAUAGUGGAUUGGCAGAUCAUUAUGAAAAUUCCCACUGGGGACAGCAGCCUACUUACAGAAGCGAAGCCAACUGCAGCUGGGAUAAAGUGAUAAUAGAUAGGACUGACAAGGAGGCGUGGCCUUCCAUCACAGGAACAGAGACUGAAUCUGCCUCAGAAUGUACUACAGACACUGACUCUGCCUCCAACUGUGGCUCAGAGAACAGUAGCAUGGCUACAGGGAGUGCCCAAGGCAACUUCACUGGACAUACCAAGAAGACAAAUGGCAAUAAUGGCACCAAUGGCGCACUCGUCCAAAGCCCUUCUAAUCAGAGUGCCCUUGGAGCAGGGGGAGCGAACAGUAAUGGAAGUGCGGCCAGAGUGUGGGGUGUAGCCACAGGCUCCAGCUCUGGCCUGGCUCACUGCUCUAUCAGUGGUGGGGAUGGAAAAAUGGACACUAUGAUUGGAGAUGGGAGAAGUCAGAAUUGCUGGGGUGCUUCCAACUCCAAUGGUGGCAUUAAUCUUAACCUUAAUCCUAAUGCCAACCCAGCUGCCUGGCCUGUACUUGGACAUGAAGGCACCGUGGCGACAGGCAACCCUUCCAGUAUUUGCAGUCCAGUCAGUGCCAUAGGUCAAAAUAUGGGCAACCAGAACGGGAACCCAACAGGCACUUUAGGUGCUUGGGGAAACUUGCUGCCGCAAGAGAGCACAGAACCACAAACGUCCACUUCUCAGAAUGUGUCUUUCAGCGCACAACCUCAGAACCUUAACACUGAUGGACCAAAUAACACUAACCCCAUGAACUCUUCACCCAACCCUAUCAAUGCAAUGCAGACAAAUGGACUGCCAAACUGGGGCAUGGCUGUUGGUAUGGGGGCCAUCAUCCCGCCCCACCUGCAAGGCCUUCCUGGUGCUAAUGGAUCAUCAGUUUCUCAAGUCAGUGGGGGCAGUGCUGAAGGAAUAAGCAAUUCUGUGUGGGGACUGUCCCCAGGUAACCCUGCCACAGGAAAUAGCAAUUCUGGGUUCAGUCAGGGGAAUGGAGACACUGUGAACUCAGCAUUAAGUGCUAAACAAAAUGGAUCCAGCAGUGCUGUGCAAAAGGAAGGAAAUGGAGGAAGUGCUUGGGAUUCAGGACCUCCCACUGGUCCUGGAAUACUCGCCUGGGGAAGGGGCAGUGGCAACAAUGGCGUUGGUAAUAUCCAUUCGGGAGCUUGGGGCCACCCCAGCCGAAGCACCUCUAACAGUGUGAAUGGGGAAUGGGGAAAGCCCCCAAACCAGCAUUCCAACAGUGACAUCAAUGGGAAAGGAUCAACAGGGUGGGAGAGUCCUGGUGUCACCAUCCAGAACCCUACUGUGCAGCCUGGUGGUGAACACAUGAACUCCUGGGCCAAAGCGGCAUCUUCUGGAACUACAGCAAGUGAAGGAAGUAGUGAUGGUUCUGGCAACCACAAUGAAGGAAGCACUGGGAGGGAAGGAACGGGAGAAGGCCGAAGGCGAGAUAAAGGGAUUAUAGACCAAGGGCACAUCCAGUUGCCAAGGAAUGAUCUUGACCCAAGAGUUCUGUCUAAUACUGGUUGGGGACAGACUCCUGUAAAGCAGAACACUGCCUGGGAAUUUGAAGAAUCCCCUAGGUCUGAAAGGAAAAAUGACAAUGGGACAGAGGCCUGGGGUUGUGCAGCUACUCAGCCUUCAAACUCAGGGGGGAAGAACGAUGGGUCCAUCAUGAACAGUACAAAUACCUCUUCAGUAUCUGGGUGGGUCAACGCGCCACCUGCCGCUGUACCAGCAAACACAGGUUGGGGAGACAGCAACAACAAAGCGCCAAGUGGCCCGGGGGUUUGGGGGGACUCGAUAAGCUCUACUGCUGUUAGUACUGCUGCUGCUGCCAAGAGUGGCCAUGCUUGGAGUGGGGCCGCAAAUCAGGAGGACAAGUCACCCACCUGGGGUGAGCCUCCAAAGCCCAAAUCCCAACACUGGGGAGAUGGACAAAGAUCAAAUCCAACCUGGAGUGCAGGAGGGGGAGAUUGGGCAGAUUCAUCAUCUGUCCUUGGACACUUGGGGGAUGGGAAAAAAAAUGGAUCUGGAUGGGAUGCUGACAGUAAUAGGUCAGGGUCUGGUUGGAAUGACACCACGAGAUCUGGGAGCAGCGGCUGGGGCAACAGCACAAAUACAAAGGCCAAUCCAGGUACAAACUGGGGGGAGACUUUAAAACCUGGCCCCCAACAGAACUGGGCUAGCAAACCCCAAGACAACAAUGUGAGUAACUGGGGAGGAGCUGCUUCUGUGAAACAGACAGGAACAGGGUGGAUCGGGGGGCCGGUACCAGUCAAACAGAAGGACAGCAGUGAGGCAACUGGCUGGGAAGAACCCUCUCCACCGUCCAUUCGCCGCAAAAUGGAAAUUGAUGAUGGUACCUCAGCUUGGGGGGACCCAAGCAACUAUAACAAUAAAACUGUAAACAUGUGGGAUAGAAACAACCCGGUCAUCCAGAGCAGUACCACGACCAAUACCACCACCACCACCACUACCACGAGCAACACCACACACAGGGUCGAGACGCCGCCACCGCACCAGGCCAGUACUCAGCUGAAUCGAUCACCGUUGCUUGGUCCAGGUAGGAAAGUUUCAUCAGGCUGGGGAGAAAUGCCUAAUGUUCACUCAAAGACUGAAAACUCUUGGGGAGAACCAUCCUCCCCUUCUUCCCUGGUGGAUAAUGGCACAGCAGCAUGGGGGAAGCCACCCAGCAGUGGCAGCGGGUGGGGAGACCACCCUGCCGAGCCGCCAGUGGCAUUUGGAAGAGCUGGCGCACCUGUUGCUGCCUCAGCCCUGUGCAAACCAGCUUCAAAAUCUAUGCAAGAAGGCUGGGGCAGUGGUGGGGAUGAAAUGAACCUCAGUACCAGCCAGUGGGAGGAUGAAGAAGGGGACGUGUGGAAUAAUGCUGCUUCCCAAGAAAGCACCUCCUCCUGCAGCUCCUGGGGGAACGCCCCCAAAAAAGGACUUCAAAAGGGCAUGAAGACGUCUGGCAAGCAGGAUGAGGCCUGGAUCAUGAGCCGGCUGAUCAAACAACUCACAGACAUGGGCUUCCCGAGAGAGCCAGCUGAGGAGGCCUUGAAGAGUAACAAUAUGAAUCUUGAUCAGGCCAUGAGCGCUCUGCUGGAAAAGAAGGUGGACGUGGACAAGCGUGGGCUGGGAGUGACCGACCAUAAUGGAAUGGCCGCCAAGCCCCUCGGCUGCCGCCCGCCAAUCUCCAAAGAGUCUUCCGUGGACCGCCCCACCUUUCUUGACAAGCUCACCGUUUCUUUCUCCAAUCAGGAUGGCGGCCUCGUGGAAGAGCCCACGCCUUCACCGUUCUUGCCUUCCCCAAGCCUGAAGCUCCCCCUUUCACACAGUGCACUCCCCAGUCAGGCCCUGGGUGGGAUUGCCUCCGGGCUGGGCAUGCAAAACUUGAAUUCUUCUAGACAGAUACCGAGUGGCAAUCUGGGUAUGUUUGGCAAUAGUGGAGCAGCACAAGCCAGGACCAUGCAGCAGCCGCCACAGCCACCAGUGCAGCCUCUUAACUCUUCCCAGCCCAGUCUCCGUGCUCAAGUGCCUCAGUUUCUAUCCCCUCAGGUUCAAGCACAGCUUUUGCAGUUUGCAGCAAAAAACAUUGGUCUCAACCCUGCACUAUUAACCUCGCCAAUUAAUCCUCAACAUAUGACGAUGUUGAACCAGCUCUAUCAGCUGCAGCUGGCAUACCAACGUUUACAAAUCCAGCAGCAGAUGAUACAGGCCCAGCGUAAUGUGUCCGGAUCCAUGAGACAACAGGAGCAGCAAGUUGCGCGCACAAUCACUAAUCUGCAGCAGCAGAUCCAGCAGCACCAGCGCCAGCUGGCCCAGGCCCUGCUCGUGAAGCAGCCACCACCACCACCACCCCCGCCGCACCUGUCUCUGCACCCCUCUGCAGGCAAAUCGGCCAUGGACAGCUUCCCCUCGCACCCUCAGACUCCCGGCCUACCUGACCUGCAGACCAAAGAGCAGCAGUCUUCACCCAACACCUUUGCUCCUUACUCUCUCGCUGGACUGAAUCCAAACAUGAAUGUCAACAGCAUGGACAUGACCGGUGGCUUGUCGGUGAAGGACCCAUCCCAGUCCCAGUCACGCCUCCCCCAGUGGACGCACCCCAACUCCAUGGAUAACUUGCCCAGUGCCGCUUCCCCCCUGGAGCAGAACCCUAGCAAGCAUGGUGCUAUCCCUGGAGGUCUAAGCAUUGGGCCUCCAGGUAAGUCCUCCAUUGAUGACUCCUAUGGCCGGUACGAUUUAAUCCAGAACAGUGAGUCACCAGCCAGUCCUCCCGUAGCUGUUCCCCAUAGCUGGUCACGUGCCAAAUCUGACAGUGAUAAAAUCUCAAAUGGCUCUAGCAUCAACUGGCCCCCAGAAUUCCAUCCGGGAGUUCCAUGGAAAGGACUGCAGAAUAUUGACCCUGAGAAUGACCCUGACGUCACUCCUGGCAGUGUCCCCACUGGGCCUACCAUCAAUACCACCAUCCAGGAUGUCAACCGCUACCUCCUCAAGAGUGGAGUUAGAGUCAUGAACCCGGACACCGCCACCACCUUGCUCAGUGCCGUGUUUGGUUCUGCAGGGUCCUCCCCGCCAUCAUCUCAGAAUGCCACGCUGCCUUCCUCGAGUGCCUGGCCGCUCAGUGCCUCCGGCUACAGUAGCUCUUUCAGCAGCAUUGCAUCCGCACCUAGUGUCGCAGGUAAACUGUCAGACAUUAAAUCGACGUGGUCCUCUGGCCCUGCCUCCCACACGCAAGCCUCUCUGUCUCAUGAACUGUGGAAGGUGCCCAGAAACACUACUGCACCCACGAGGCCACCUCCAGGGUUAACCAAUCCCAAGCCCUCCUCCACCUGGGGUGCCAGCCCCCUCGGCUGGACCAGCUCCUACUCCUCGGGUUCUGCCUGGAGCACCGACACCUCAGGAAGAACCAGCAGCUGGCUCGUUCUUCGAAACCUCACUCCCCAGAUUGAUGGUUCUACACUGCGGACAUUAUGUUUGCAACAUGGGCCUCUUAUCACAUUCCACCUGAAUCUGACUCAAGGCAAUGCCGUGGUCCGGUACAGCUCCAAGGAGGAGGCUGCCAAGGCCCAGAAGUCUCUGCACAUGUGCGUCCUGGGAAACACUACCAUCCUGGCUGAGUUUGCUGGCGAAGAAGAAGUGAAUCGCUUCUUAGCCCAAGGCCAGGCGCUGCCACCCACUUCCAGCUGGCAGUCCAGCAGCGCGUCCAGCCAGCCGCGGCUCAGUGCAGCCAGCAGCUCCCAUGGCCUGGUGCGCAGCGACGCUGGCCACUGGAACGCCCCGUGCCUGGGUGGCAAGGGGAGCAGUGAACUGCUGUGGGGCGGGGUGCCCCAGUACUCCAGCAGCCUGUGGGGCCCACCCAGUGCCGACGACAGCAGGGUGAUCGGCAGCCCCACCCCGCUGACCACCUUGCUGCCUGGGGACCUGCUCAGCGGGGAGUCCCUGUAGGAGCUGCCAUCAUCAGCACCAGGAGAGCCGACCCCUCCCGGCUGGGUGGCCCCACAGACCCGCUGGAACCCAGCAGCGGCCGCCCUUUUGAGUACCUCUGUCCAGGACUGAAGACGAACCUUGGCCGCAGUCCUUGCGAACUGUUCGCAAAGCAGUGCAGGCUGCGGUGGGUCAGCGUCACAUGCUAAUGACAGGAUGUUCCUCGUAGCUUUUUAUUUUGUGUGUCUUAUGUUUGUAUAGUGUGUUGUCAUUUUGAUUUUUUUUUUUUUUUAAAUAUAAAAGCUGCUUAGAAUAGUUCUAUCAUGAAGGGCACUUUUCAGAUUGUGGGCUGGAAAGGGUUAUUUUAUCUGUGGGGGAGGGAGGGAGACGUGAAGCCUAUUUAAAAUGAGCCUGUGACGAUUAUGCACAUUACCAGAGGCGGCCGGUAAUCAGGGCAGAGUCUGGUGUGGACCGCCGGGCGCAGAGCGGCUCCACAGCGGGAGCUGAGCGGAAGGCGCGGGCUGCGAUCUGCUCUCUGUUCCCUUGGAUCCGCCUAUGCACAUUACCCUUGUUUCAUUACUUUUUCAUGUCAUUUUUUUAUCCCAAAAAAUAUUUUUUAAAAGUUAAAAAAGACAUAUCAAACAUGCAAAUACUUGAAUCCAGCAGGCCAAUAGUGAAAUGUGAACACUUUCUAAUUCUACACUUCCAGGUUGACAUCAGUACACAGAAACAGGCUCUAGGAAAAAUUUCUAAGUUCAUAGCCUAUGUGUGUGUGUAUGUGUGCGUGUUGAAACAGAAGUGUGUGUGUGCGUGUGUGGCGCGUGCUCCUGCACGGCGUGCAGUUUUCUGUGUUUGUGUGUUUGAAAGCGUGUGAGGAUUUAACUGGGUUUUCCCUUGUAUUCAGUAUAUGCUUUUUUUUUGGCGCAUUGGUCAAACGUUUGUUAUUAUUAGCUUCUAACUUUGCACUGAGUGUCCUCGCCCUUCCUUUAGCUAAUCCUAUACAUUACAGAGAAUUCCUAGGACAGGGCUGGCGACAAUUCAUGUGUAAAUGUUUACUCAAGGACUCUGUGACUGCGUUUUAAAAAGUACAGUGUAUAUCUCUGGAGAAAUAAUAUGUAUACCUACCUUUAGCAGCUUUUUAUUGUGGACUAAUGCAAGAAAAUUAUUACCAGAGUAUUGCACCAUUUUUCCAUUUGGAAUAUAAAGUUAAAGAGAAAAAAAAAAAAACUGUUGUUGAACUGUGGCCAUAGAUACUUGUAAAGAAUGGAUGAUUCCGCGGAAGGAACAGAAACAAGCACUUGGGCGUGGGUUGUGACUGCUUUUGGCGGAGCCUGGGGUUUGGGCUCCCACCUGUUUACAGACCUUUUUUUCUCCUUCAGACUUUAAAAUUUUAAAAAUUUAAAAAGGAAUUAAGAAAAAAAAGACUUCUGUCGUAAAGAAACCUAUUUUCAGAAUGCAGAUGCGCUCCUUCAGAGCUCUGGGACGGGACAGUGUUGUUCCCUCAGCCAUCGUCGUGGAGUCUGUCGAUUGCUUUCGCCCCUUCGUGAAGGUGACAGGCGUCGUGGCCACUGUCUUGCACAGCCGGACGCGCUCUCAGGAAAGCCAGGGCUCCCGAGGGCAGCUCCACACCAUUUCAUGUAUUUUUAAACCCAACUCCUAGCACUGAAGAUGUUAUUUAAAACAAAACAAAACAAAACAAAAAAAAUGAAAAAAAAGAAAAAGAGGAAAAAAAAACACAAAGAAGAAAAAUACCUAAUCUCUAAUGUGUAGCAGUUACAUAUUUACCAAAUAAUGGACUCAAAAGAAAUAGAUGUUUGAAGAGUGCUUUAUAUAUUAAAAAUUGCUUUAUGUUUUAAAAAUGAUCAAUGUUUUGAUUGUUUUGCAAGGAAGAAAGACAAUGGAAUAACAUACCCUCAAGUAUGUUUUAAAAAUAUAUAUAUAUAUGAACAUUGUGCUCCCUGCCUGCUUGAUCAGGAAACUUGUGCAUUACGUUUUUUUUAAUUAGCUUUUUAAUGGUUUUAUCAAAACAAAAAAAUACAAAAAAAAAAAGUCCUGCAAGAUUGCAGAUCCACAAAAGCUGGUUUUAUAGAGGAUCAUGAACUAUGCACAAACUGGGUUCAAGACUUUUUUUCUCAAGUUUAGUAGGAUAUUUAGCAAAACCAACCUUCCUCAGAGUGACUGCAUCUCAUUGCCAUUACAUGCGUUCUAUAUAUUCGAUGGACAUACACCUGCGUAUGUAUAUCCAAUAUGUGUGCGUGUGAGCGUGCGUGUGCGUAUGUGCACCCGACAUACCACUUCCUGUGCUGCCGGCGAGCAUUGAGUUGUAGAAAAACUGUUGUUUUAAAAUUGGGGAUGGAAGUCAAGAAUAUGUUUGUUUGUUUUUGGGUUUUGUUGGGUUUGUUUGAGGUUUUGUUUUUUUGUUUUUACCUUUUAUUUUGAACUUAGUAUGUCUGUAACUCUGAGAUUAAAAAACAAGUUUGUGGCUCUUAAUGUUUUCCUCACAGAAUGUGAUUCUUGAAGAACAUGCAUCGAAAGUUGCUUUCGAAAGUACAACGCUUUAUUGAAUCUUAAUAAAUUGCAAUUUUUUUUCUUGGC